ACCUAAGUACCCAACCAAAGGGCGAAGAGAGAGAGUGUGUGUGUGUGUGAGAGAAGGCUUUGUGCGAAGUGAAAGGGAAGGGGAGAACCGAGGGGCAGAGAGAGAUCGUAAGCAGAGGAGAGGAGAAGAGAACCGUUGGUGUUUUAAUAAGUUCGAAAUCUAAAAUAUCCGUCUCGUCUCUUUCCCGCCAUGGUGGCUCAGGUGGAGAAUAGAGCUUCCCUCGAUCAGGUUCAGAAGACCAAGACCUUGAUCUGCGCCCUCAAUCUCAUCUCCAGAAACCUCCCUCUCCCUCCCGAGGUAUAUGACACUGUUUGCUCCAUCUACCUUAACGAGGAUGAUUCCGAUAACAGUAACGAUCAUGGUGUCGGCGUUGAAGCCCACAAUAGUGAGGGCAAUCGCCUGUCGGAGGAUAAUUCGAGUGGUCAUCAGAUUUUUGAUGGAGGGGCUUUAAUUACAGAAUUUGAGGAUGCCCUGGUGAAGCAACGUCCAAAUUGCAUGUCAGCUUUAAAGUUGAGAGAAUCAAAGGAAAGUCGUAUACGGAGCCACAUUCAUCAUCGUUUAACUGAGCUUGAAGAGUUGCCUUCAAGUAGAGGUGAGAUCCUGCAAACGAAGUGCUUGCUUGAGCUCUAUGGGCUAAAGCUAGCAGAGUUACAAAGCAAGGUCCGAACUGAUGUGAAUUCAGAAUAUUGGCUGCGUGAGAAAUGUGCAUAUCCCGAGAAGCAAUUGUUUGACUGGGGAAUGAUGCGAUUGUCUCGCCCUUUGAUCAUGUAUGGCGUGGCAGAUGCUUUUGCAAUGGAGACUGAUGGGCGUUUGCGAAAGAAACGGGAUGCAGAGAGGUUUUCAAGGUUAGAGGAGGAGGAAAAGAAUCUUAUGGAGACCCGAAAAAGGAAAUUUUUUGCAGACCUUCUUAAUACAGCUCGUGAGUUUCAAUUGCAAGCACAAGCUGCUCUGAAGCGCCGGAAACAAAGGAAUGAUGGGGUUCAGGCAUGGCAUGGAAGGCAAAGACAACGUGCUACAAGGGCGGAGAAAUUGAGGUUCCAAGCACUGAAAGCUGAUGACCAAGAAGCAUACAUGCGUUUGGUGGAGGAGAGCAAGAAUGAACGGCUGACAACGCUUCUAGGGAAAACCAAUGACCUUCUUGUUCGUUUGGGAGCUGCAGUUCAAAGGCAAAAAGAUGCCGAACAUUCUGAUGGCAAAGAAUCUCUGAAAGGCUCAGAGACAGAUGCUCCUUCACAUUUGUCUGCUUCUGAGAGUAAGACCCCUGAGGAUAUGCUCCCUGAUGAAGACAUAGACGUGGUUGAUAUAGAUUCUGAGCGCCAUGUGAAGACAAGCGAUUUUCUUGAAGGCCAGAGGCAGUAUAAUUCUGUCAUUCAUUCGAUUCAGGAGAAGGUGAUGGAGCAACCAGCCAUGCUUCAAGGGGGAGAAUUAAGGCCAUACCAGUUGGAAGGACUUCAGUGGAUGCUAUCUUUGUUUAACAACAAUCUAAAUGGGAUUUUAGCUGAUGAGAUGGGAUUAGGAAAGACAAUUCAGACCAUAUCAUUGGUUGCGUAUCUAAUGGAGAAAAAGGGUGUGGUUGGGCCCCACUUGAUUGUGGCUCCAAAGGCUGUAUUGCCAAAUUGGGUUAAUGAAUUUGCAACCUGGGCUCCUGGUAUCGUGGCUAUUUUAUAUGAUGGACGUCAAGAUGAAAGAAAGAUUAUGAGGGAGGAGUAUUCUGGAGAAGGGAAAUUCAGCGUGAUGAUAACCCACUAUGAUCUCAUUAUGCGAGACAAAUCAUUUUUGAAGAAAAUUCAUUGGCACUACAUGAUUGUUGAUGAAGGACAUCGGUUGAAAAAUCAUGAAUCCGCUCUUGCCCGGACUUUGGCUGACUACAAAAUUAGGCGGAGGCUUCUACUAACUGGCACCCCCAUACAAAAUAGUUUGCAAGAGUUGUGGGCCCUACUUAAUUUUCUCCUCCCCACAAUCUUUAAUUCAGUUGAGAAUUUCGAGGAGUGGUUUAAUGCACCCUUUGCGGAUCGAUGUGAUGUUUCUCUUACAGAUGAGGAAGAGCUUUUGAUUAUUCGUCGUUUGCAUCAGGUUAUAAGGCCAUUCAUACUGAGGAGGAAGAAAGAUGAGGUGGAGAAAUUCCUUCCUGGGAAAACACAGGUCAUACUGAAAUGUGAUUUGUCAGCAUGGCAGAAAGUAUACUAUCAACAGGUCACUGACUUGGGAAGAGUUGGGUUGGAUACUGGAUCUGGGAAGUCCAAGAGUCUCCAGAACUUGUCAAUGCAACUCAGGAAGUGUUGUAAUCACCCAUACCUCUUUGUGGGCGAAUAUAACAUUUGGCGCAAGGAGGAGAUUGUUCGAGCAUCUGGGAAAUUUGAGCUGCUUGAUCGCUUGCUCCCAAAACUCCGAAGAACAGGGCAUAGAGUUCUGCUUUUCUCAACAAUGACACGUCUCAUAGACAUCCUUGAAAUUUAUUUGCAGCUGCAUGAUUAUAAGUAUCUUAGACUGGAUGGCACCACAAAGACAGAAGAAAGAGGGACUCUACUUAAGCAAUUUAAUGCACCGGACUCACCUUUCUUCAUGUUUCUUUUGAGCACCCGUGCUGGGGGCCUUGGUCUAAACUUGCAAACUGCAGAUACUGUUAUAAUAUUUGAUAGUGAUUGGAACCCCCAAAUGGACCAACAAGCAGAGGAUCGGGCCCAUCGUAUAGGGCAGAAGAAGGAAGUGAGGGUCUUUGUGUUGGUUAGUGUUGGAUCAAUUGAAGAGGUUAUCCUGGAACGUGCAAAACAGAAAAUGGGCAUUGAUGCCAAAGUCAUUCAGGCAGGGCUGUUCAAUACAACCUCCACAGCUCAGGACAGAAAAGAGAUGUUGCAGGAAAUCAUGCGAAGAGGUACAAAUUCACUCGGGACAGAUGUGCCAAGUGAGAGAGAAAUCAACAGUCUUGCAGCUCGAUCGGAUGAGGAGUUCUGGUUGUUUGAGAGAAUGGAUGAGGAAAGACGGCAAAGGGAGAACUACAGAUCAAGGCUGAUGGAAGUACAUGAAGUACCUGACUGGGCAUAUUCCGUCCCUGAUAACAAGGCAGACAAGUCUAAGGAUGUGGAACCUGAUGCUAAUGGAAGUACAGGAAAGCGGCGCAGAAAAGAGGUGGUUUAUGCUGACACACUGAGUGACAUGCAGUGGAUAAAGGCUGUUGAAAAUGGAGAAGACUUGUCGAAGCUUAUGGGUAAAGGGAGGAGGAGAGAACAGCUUCAGAAUGAGGCAAAUGAAUCAACCAGUGAUAAUGUAGGAGGAGAGCAAAAAGCAUUAGACCCAAGGAAUGCCAAUGAAUCUACAGUCAGUGAGGGAGCAACUGAAGAUUCCUUUGGGCAGACCCCUAAAAGGCUCAAAUCUGGACCCAUGCAGUGCAGCAGGCCUGAAAAUGAAAGUCCCGUGGGAAGUGGUUGGAGUGGGGAUAUCUUCACAUGGAAGACCCAUAAGAAGAAGAGAUCAAGCUAUGGUGUUCCAAAUUCAUCAUCAUUUGAUGCAAAAAGCCAGAAUUCUAACAGCAGAGUGAAUGGACGGUUUUGAUAUACCCAAACAACUUUUUGACAGAUGUAUUUAUAUGAAGCUUGAGUGAGUUUUAUUCUAAUUAUACACUUACCCAGAUCUUCCCAUUUAGUGAUCAUGUGGUUCCUGAACCAGGCAGAUCUUGGAGGGCUUUUCACAGUUUCUGUGCAUGUCAAGCUUACUCACCCCCUCUGAUCAAUAGUUCUAAAUUGUAAUAUUUUGUGCUGCGAAUGAGAAAUCAUCUUCCAUUUUUUGAGAAAAACAACUAUGUUCUAGAGGCAUAGAUUGAUUUAACAGUA
Molecule: messenger RNA, 3827 nt
Organism: Macadamia integrifolia
Lineage: Eukaryota; Viridiplantae; Streptophyta; Magnoliopsida; Proteales; Proteaceae
Product: probable ATP-dependent DNA helicase CHR12
Exons: 12
Coding region: 190-3549 (1119 amino acids)
Biological process (GO): positive regulation of transcription by RNA polymerase II
Cellular component (GO): nucleus
Molecular function (GO): ATP binding; DNA binding; ATP-dependent chromatin remodeler activity
Source: RefSeq, a predicted model, not a curated record